Molecule: messenger RNA, 933 nt
Organism: Carlito syrichta (Philippine tarsier)
Lineage: Eukaryota; Metazoa; Chordata; Mammalia; Primates; Tarsiidae
Gene: VPS28
Product: VPS28, ESCRT-I subunit
Exons: 10
Coding region: 89-754 (221 amino acids)
Biological process (GO): protein transport to vacuole involved in ubiquitin-dependent protein catabolic process via the multivesicular body sorting pathway
Cellular component (GO): ESCRT I complex
Molecular function (GO): protein-containing complex binding
Source: RefSeq, a predicted model, not a curated record
UCGAUUGGGAUCGUCCCGCCCUCGGCGCCAUCUCUGGGACCCGCGAGCCCGCCCAGGUCUCAGUAUUGUGGCCACCAAAGCUCACAGGAUGUUUCACGGGAUCCCAGCUACUCCAGGCAUGGGAGCCCCUGGGAACAAGCCAGAGCUGUAUGAGGAAGUGAAGUUGUACAAGAAUGCCCGGGAGCGGGAGAAGUAUGACAAUAUGGCAGAGCUAUUUGCGGUGGUGAAGACGAUGCAGGCCCUGGAGAAAGCAUACAUCAAGGACUGCGUCACCCCCAACGAGUAUACUGCAGCCUGCUCCCGGCUCCUAGUCCAGUACAAAGCUGCUUUCCGGCAGGUUCAAGGCUCAGAAAUCAGCUCUAUUGAUGAAUUCUGCCGCAAAUUCCGCCUGGACUGCCCACUUGCUAUGGAGAGGAUCAAGGAGGAUCGGCCCAUCACCAUCAAGGAUGACAAGGGCAAUCUCAACCGCUGCAUUGCUGAUGUCGUGUCGCUCUUCAUCACAGUCAUGGACAAGCUGCGCCUGGAGAUUCGUGCCAUGGAUGAGAUUCAGCCCGACCUGCGAGAGCUGAUGGAGACCAUGCACCGUAUGAGCCACCUGCCUCCUGACUUUGAGGGCCGCCAGACAGUCAGCCAGUGGCUGCAAACCCUGAGUGGUAUGUCAGCGUCUGAUGAGCUAGACGACUCACAGGUACGCCAGAUGCUCUUUGACCUGGAGUCAGCCUACAAUGCCUUCAACCGCUUCCUGCAUGCCUGAGCCUGCAGCACUGUCCUCAUGUUAGGGGAGGAAGGGACAGCAGCCUAAGGCGAUGGUUCCUGGUUCCCUCAUCCUCCGCAUGUACCUUGGACAUCUGUGGGCAUCAGUGUCAGACAUCUGCGUGUCUUUCUUUGGAUUUUGGGGCCUCCUCCCACAAUAAAGAUGCUGUUUGAUCCUCA